AUGCCUCCAACUGCGGCUGAAGAGGCAGAGAAGGGCGAUCGCCCAGCCGCAGCCUUUCGUACAGACGAAUUCCGCACCGGUCGUCCGCAAAUCGUUGGGCCCGAUACCCCAGAAUCCCCAUUCCCGAUCGCACUGGCUGGCCAGGUGCAAAAAGGAUUUGGUCGGGGUGGGAAAGAUCUCGGUUGUCCCACUGCGAAUUUACCUGAUGAAUCUAUCACACCCAUAAGCUCGGUUGCAAAGACGGGGGUGUAUUACGGGUAUGCACAGGAAGACAUUCAAGUCUUACCGAUGGUGAUGAGUCUGGGAUGGAACCCAUUCUAUAAAAACAAGUGUUUGACGGCGGAAAUACACGUCAUGCACGAUUUCAAAACGGACUUUUAUGGUUUCGAGAUGAGGGCGCUGGUGCUGGGAUAUAUUCGUCCUGAACUGGACUACACAUCUCGAGAGGCAUUGAUAGAGGAUAUUGAGGUUGAUAAACGGGUCGCAUUGAAUUGUCUAGAGCGGCCAAGAUACCAGGCCUAUGCCAACGAUCCUCACUUUUCAUUACGGAGUAGACUUGUAGUGUUAUAA
Molecule: messenger RNA, 570 nt
Organism: Laccaria bicolor S238N-H82
Lineage: Eukaryota; Fungi; Basidiomycota; Agaricomycetes; Agaricales; Hydnangiaceae
Exons: 5
Coding region: 1-570 (189 amino acids)
Biological process (GO): riboflavin biosynthetic process; FMN biosynthetic process
Cellular component (GO): mitochondrion
Molecular function (GO): riboflavin kinase activity
Source: RefSeq, a predicted model, not a curated record